AUGGCGGAGGCAACGCGGGUGGCGAGUCAGAUUCUUUUCCAAAACUCCCUUGCGGAAGUUGUGCGGAAGUUGCGCUCCGCCAAGAAGAGCGAGGCGGAGGUGAUUGAGCAAUGCAUCGCGGAGACACGGAAGGAGAUUACAUCCACGGUGCAGAGUGUGAAGGUCACAGCGGUGCUGAAGGCGGUGUACUUCUCUAUGCUCGGUUACUCCGCAGCAUACGGGGCGUUUAACAUUAUUGAAGUCAUGGCUGAUAGAUCAUUUGCGCACAAGCGUAUUGGAUACAUGGCGGCAUGCAUCACCUUCACCCCGAAGACAGACGUCUUGCCGCUUCUGACGGCAUUACUGAAGCGCGAUCUCGCAAGUGCGAAUCAGUACGAAGUGGGGUUUGCGCUUUACUGUAUUUCCUCUAUCUGCACAAAGAACAUUGCGAGGGACCUUGUUGUGGAUGUUGUGAAUCUGCUGAAUCAUCCACGAAAUUACGUCCGCAAGAAGGCGGUGCUUAGUCUGUAUCGCAUAUUUUUUGAGUAUCCUGACGCCCUGCGGCCAACGUACCCACGGCUAAAGGAAAAGCUGGAUGAUCACAGCGAACGUUGCGACAAUGAUCCUGCCGUACGUGGGGCGGUGGUGUGUAUCCUGUGUGAACUUGCUCGCCGCAAUCGAG
This is a messenger RNA of Trypanosoma cruzi, 661 nucleotides long. Its product is annotated as delta-adaptin, putative. NCBI's taxonomy places the organism in Eukaryota, Euglenozoa, Kinetoplastea, Trypanosomatida, Trypanosomatidae. The record is from RefSeq and is a predicted model, not a curated record. The annotation marks the transcript as partial. Gene Ontology annotation, biological process: Golgi to vacuole transport; protein targeting to vacuole. Gene Ontology annotation, cellular component: AP-3 adaptor complex; endosome membrane; membrane coat. The transcript has a single exon.